Messenger RNA from Cicer arietinum (chickpea), 1138 nucleotides. The record is from RefSeq and is a predicted model, not a curated record. Lineage: Eukaryota; Viridiplantae; Streptophyta; Magnoliopsida; Fabales; Fabaceae.
UCAACUCAUUACUCAAACCCAUUUCCUUUGCACCCAAACGCUCUCCAGAAAAUCUCUUCAAUUUUCUCGAGAAAAUCUCUUCAUGUCGUGGCAAGUGACGUCGAUGAUCACCUUCUAUUUGACAUCGAAGGUAACCACCUCACUUCUGCUGCUAUCCUCGGUCAAGAUGGUAGCGUUUGAGCUCAGAGUCACAAUUUCCCUCAGUUCAAACCUGAGGAAAUAACUGGUAUCAUGAAUGAUUUUGCUGAGCCUGUAACAUUUGGUCCAACUGGAUUAUAUAUUGGUGGCACAAAAUAUAUGGCGAUCCAAGGUGAACCAGGAGCUGUCAUUCGAGGGAAGAAGCUGCGAGAGCGUAAUUUUAUGUUGCAUAAGGAAUCAAGGCAACACGACCCAUAUGGUAUUUUUAAUACAGAAGAGUCCAUUCCAAGGGAUAUUGGUCCUUAUAAGAAUUUGGUUAUAUUCACAUCAAGUUCUAUGUAUCCAAAGUUCAUCUCAAGCCCUUCCUCUGUUCCAUUACUAAUAAAGUUAAGGAUCUUGAUGAGCAAUCUUCAGACAGUUGAUUUGAAAGGCCUUACAAAUCAACAAAAAUUAGCAUUUUGGAUCAACUUGUACAAUGCUUGUAUCAUGCAUGGAUUCAUCCAAUAUGGAGUGCCAUCCACCCCAGAAAAGCUAACAGCAUUGAUGAACAAGUGCUUCUUUCCUCAGAAUUUUAUUAACAGUGUUAGAACUCCGCUCUUUCUUCUUAAUGCUGCUUAUGAUUCAUGGCAGAUGUGCAAUUUUGGUUGUAAGCCAUGGGGAUCCCCUGCAAAUCUUGCAAACAAUUCUCCUUGCUUCUAAUAAACACAAGGGUCCCUCUUAUGAUGACUUAGCUUCAAUGUUAGAGGCAGUUUAGGUGGCAUCGAUCUUGUCCCAACACCGCCAAUACACAAUGCAAACUGGAGAGCUCAAGGGAGUCAAUUAAGGUCUAACAUAGAGCCAACUUACUGUUUUAGUUGAAUUUGGAUCCCCUAUUCCACUAUUUACUUUUUAUAUUCAUAACCAAAACUUUUUAGAGUAUUUAUCAAAUAUUUUAUUUAGGAAGAUGAUUAUUGUCCUUUAUGAAAUUAGUUUGCAAUUUAUCACAAUAAAUGUUAAGAAA